AUGGGCAUCACCAAGUUUCUCACCGCUUUUCCUUUACUUGUGAUGCUUAUGUUCGGUAACACUUUUUCCUCCGAAACCACAAUCUUCAAGCCAUACAAAGAUGAAAACUUUGGUUCUUUGGUCGCGAAAGCGUGCCAAUUCAUCGAUGCUCACGAGGCGUGUGUCUCUAACAUCCGGACGCAUAUUAAGGAAUCCGGUCACGGGUUCAACCCGCAUUCGGUUUUAAGUGCCGCGGUAAAGGAAGCACACGACAAAGCCAAACUAGCUAUGGAAGGAAUCCCAACGGUGACGACGUUAUCUUUCCGUUCCCGCGAACAAAUUGCAAUAGAGGAUUGCAAAGAGCUUGUAGGAUUCUCGGUGACAGAGCUAGCAUGGUCCAUGCUGGAAAUGAACCAACUCCACGGAGGAGGAGGAAUAGAUGGUGAUUCUCACGACGCUGCUGCAGCAGGAGGCAAUCUUAAGACAUGGCUAAGCGCAGCGAUGAGUAACCAAGAUACUUGUCUCGAAGGUUUUGAAGGAACAGAGAAAAAGUACGAGGAAUUGAUCAAAGGUAGCUUAAGACAAGUUACUCAGCUCGUGAGCAAUGUCCUAGAAAUGUAUACACAACUAAAUGCCUUGCCUUUCAAGGCAUCUAGGAACGAGAGCUCCAUAACGAGCCCUGAGUGGCUCACGGAGCGUGAUGAGAGCCUCAUGAAGCACGUCAACCCCAGCGCGAUGCUCCCAGACGUGGUCGUGGCGCAAGAUGGAAAAGGGAAGUAUAGGACGAUUAAUGAGGCCAUCAACGAGGCUCCUAACCAUAGCACAAAGAGAUAUGUUAUAUACGUUAAGAAAGGUUUGUAUAGAGAAAAUAUUGAUUUGAAGAAGAAGAAAACGAACAUAAUGCUUGUCGGUGACGGUAUUGGACAGACGAUCAUUACCGGUGACCGAAAUUUCUUGCAGGGUCUUACCACUUUCCGAACUGCAACCGUUGCUGUUUCCGGAAGAGGGUUCAUUGCAAGGGACAUAACAUUUAGAAACACAGCCGGGCCGCAUAACCGUCAAGCAGUCGCAUUGAGGGUCGAUUCUGACCAAUCUGCCUUCUACCGAUGCAGCAUGGAAGGUUACCAAGACACACUUUACGCUCAUUCCCUACGUCAAUUCUACAAAGAAUGUGAAAUCCAUGGUACCAUUGAUUUCAUAUUUGGAAAUGGCGCCGCGGUUUUACAGAACUGUAAAAUCUAUACCCGGGUUCCACUACCGCUCCAGAAGGUAACGAUAACCGCGCAAGGGAGAAAAAGCCCUCAUCAGACCACAGGGUUUGUGAUUCAGAACAGUUACGUGUUGGCUACGCAACCUACUUAUCUUGGCCGGCCUUGGAAACUUUACUCAAGAACGGUUUACAUGAACACUUACAUGAGCCAGCUGGUCCAGCCUAGAGGAUGGCUUGAGUGGUUUGGUAACUUUGCGUUGGACACUUUGUGGUAUGGUGAAUACAAUAAUAUGGGGCCGGGUUGGCGGGUUUCGGGUCGGGUUAAAUGGCCCGGUUAUCAUAUCAUGGACAAACGGACUGCACUUUCCUUCACCGUUGGAUCGUUCAUUGAUGGUCGGAGAUGGCUUCCGGCAACAGGUGUCACGUUCACCGCUGGUCUAGCUAAUUAA
Molecule: messenger RNA, 1638 nt
Organism: Arabis nemorensis
Lineage: Eukaryota; Viridiplantae; Streptophyta; Magnoliopsida; Brassicales; Brassicaceae
Source: the annotation of a GenBank genome assembly